Messenger RNA from Patiria miniata (bat star), 903 nucleotides. RefSeq names its product ryncolin-2-like. The record is from RefSeq and is a predicted model, not a curated record. Lineage: Eukaryota; Metazoa; Echinodermata; Asteroidea; Valvatida; Asterinidae. Bases 1 to 903 code for a protein of 300 amino acids. The transcript is spliced from 2 exons.
AUGAAUUUCUCAGCGAGUAACGACUACUGCGGGGAUGGCAGAUUCGUCCAUUAUUCCGUCAUCAUACAACACAUUGACAAACUGGAGUUGAGGCCAGAAGACACGGUACUGGACGUGGGAUGCGGUACUGGGGAAGAAACCAAGUCAAUGGCGGAGAAAGUCAAGAGUGUAACGGACUACGCGAGGGUGUACUUUGAUGGUAAGGGAGACACAUCUAAGUUGUCUGUUGCAGCUAAUAGCGAUUGCCAGAGUUUACUAAAGGCAGGUUACAGCGUGAGCGGUAUCUAUACGAUAUUCCCCGCGGGAUUUGCAGAUGGUUUGAGGGUGUACUGCGACAUGGAGACCGACGGUGGAGGCUGGCUUGUCAUUCAGAGGCGUCAGGAUGGCAGUGUCGACUUCUACCGCGGAUGGGUUGACUACCGCGUGGGCUUUGGGGACUUGGCUGGUGAGUUUUGGCUCGGCAACGACAACUUGCGCACCUUGAGUGAUUCUUCUGGAUCUUGGGAUCUUCGAAUCGAUUCGGAGGACUGGGAUGGCAACACAACCUGGGCCGAGUACGGAAAUUUCCGGAUCAUCUCUGGACAAGAUUACCGUCUGAGUUUUGAUUCGUACAAUGCUAACAGCACGGCCAGAGACUCAUUGGCUAACCACAAUCACCAGCCGUUUUCAACAAAGGACAAGGACAAUGACUCUCAUAAUAAUCUUAACUGCGCAGAGGAUGAGAAAGGAGCUUGGUGGUACAUGUGGUGUUCUGAUUCAAACCUGAACGGUAUUUAUUUUUAUGCGCCUUCACAUAUACAUUUUCAAGGCAUCAUUUGGAGUUCUUGGAAAGGAUAUUCCUACUCGCUGAAAAAAUGUGGCAUGAAAAUUCAACGUAGUAUGGACUAUUUACAGGCUGCUUAA